This is a messenger RNA of Tachysurus fulvidraco (yellow catfish), 1378 nucleotides long. RefSeq names its product splicing factor 3a, subunit 2 (gene sf3a2). Gene Ontology annotation, cellular component: U2 snRNP; catalytic step 2 spliceosome; U2-type prespliceosome. The coding region runs from base 137 to 1030 and encodes 297 amino acids. Gene Ontology annotation, molecular function: zinc ion binding; nucleic acid binding. The record is from RefSeq and is a predicted model, not a curated record. The transcript is spliced from 8 exons. NCBI's taxonomy places the organism in Eukaryota, Metazoa, Chordata, Actinopteri, Siluriformes, Bagridae. Gene Ontology annotation, biological process: spliceosomal complex assembly.
GAACAGGAAACGCAUCAUGAAACGCAUGCGCAUUGUGCAGGUUACGGCGGCAAGCGCGAGGUGAACGUUGAGGUGAGCGAAUUUUGACCGGUAAAAAGGUUUCAGUCUCAGGUGGCAAGUUCACUGCUCUGUAAAGAUGGACUUCCAGCACCGAGCCGGUGGGAAGACCGGCAGCGGCGGUGUUGCAUCGGCCUCCGAGAGCAACCGGGACCGUCGAGAACGCCUGCGCCAACUCGCUUUAGAAACCAUAGACAUCAACAAGGACCCUUACUUCAUGAAAAACCAUUUGGGUUCUUAUGAGUGCAAGCUGUGUCUCACACUGCAUAAUAAUGAGGGAAGUUAUCUGGCUCACACACAAGGAAAGAAGCACCAAACUAAUUUAGCACGGAGAGCGGCUAAAGAGGCCAAAGAAGCUCCGGCCCAGCCAGCACCUGAAAAAGUAAAGGUGGAAGUGAAGAAGUUUGUAAAGAUCGGGCGACCUGGCUACAAAGUAACGAAACAAAGGGAUCCAGAGAUUGGUCAGCAGAGUCUGCUCUUUCAGAUUGACUAUCCUGAGAUUGCCGAAGGAAUUGGACCCAGACACCGCUUCAUGUCUGCAUACGAGCAACGGAUUGAGCCUCCAGACCGUCGCUGGCAGUACCUGCUCCUGGCAGCCGAGCCUUAUGAAACCAUUGCUUUUAAGGUCCCGAGCCGAGAGAUAGACAAAUCAGAAAGUCGCUUCUGGACUCACUGGAACAGAGAAACUAAACAAUUUUUCCUUCAGUUCCAUUUCAAAAUGGAGAAGCUCCUGCCUCCGCCUGGUGGACAGACAGCUCCUGCCACCAUCAAGCGCCCACCUCCUCUGAUGACCGGCCAUCAUCCCACUGACUCCAUGCCCCCACCACCACCAGGAGGAAUUCCAGGGAUGCCCCCUCCUCCACCCAACGCCCCUCCACAGAUGCCCCAUCCCUCUGGCUUGCCUCCUGGUGCUCUGCCACCUCAUCUACGCCCACCAUUACCUUCUGAUGGAAUUCCUUCACCAAACAAUUAAGUGACGUUUAGGAGGAUUUUUUUUUUUUUUUUGCCUUUACGUCGGUUUUGAUGGGAUUUUGUUCAGCAGGUGUUCUGUGAACUUUCCUGUGUAAAUAAGAACAGUAGGUGUGUAUACAGCAGUGUGUAAUUGUUGGUAUUUUUAUAACCACACAGAUCAGAGCAGCCACCUGUUCACUUGGAAACCCAAAUGUUUCAGAUUUCAUGUCCAAGCUGUAAUAACUGAUUUCUGUCAUUGUUUUGAGGUCUGCCUAGUCAGGUGCCUAAAGCUGGCCUACACCCCAAACUUCAAAAUUUUUUUUUGUUUUUUGUUUUUAAUGAUUAUUAAAAUCGUUCAUGUUUUCUCAAA